Messenger RNA from Topomyia yanbarensis, 9771 nucleotides. RefSeq names its product protein winged eye (gene wge). Gene Ontology annotation, molecular function: chromatin binding. Bases 1806 to 8267 code for a protein of 2153 amino acids. The record is from RefSeq and is a predicted model, not a curated record. NCBI's taxonomy places the organism in Eukaryota, Metazoa, Arthropoda, Insecta, Diptera, Culicidae. The transcript has 17 exons.
GACAGGCAGUUGUUAUUCAGCUUUCGUUCGGUCGAGACGGUUAACGGGAUGCUCCGUGUGUUUUUCUGUUCCAUUCUCUGAUCUGUAUAUGGGAACAUUAGAGGUUCUUCUUGUUUUUCCCGGUAGUGGUUGAAUACAUGAAAAAAGUGGAAGAGAACCAUUCAUCAGUUCGUGCUUUUGAAAGAGGACGAGGUGAACAGGACCAAACCGGCGAGGGAAAAGUGAUGUUUUGUGCAAUCUUUCCUCCGGUGCCGUUUUCUGCUAUAUAACAAAAGGAUUAAUGAAUUUCGCUCUGAGAACAGAGUCGUGAAUUCCGAUAAUCAUUAAUCUCGGGCGAACCCGAACGGGAGUGAACAGUGGUGCGCCGUGGCAGCGAGGACGCACUCAACGGAUUACUGUGAAAGUGGCUGGAUUUUUUUUUGGCCAAUGUGAAGCAAAAGUGUAGCAGCGCGCUCGUCGAAGUGUUUACAAAAGCGCUAAAUUUGGUUGAAGCUGACACGGGCGGAAAAUUUCAUCAACAGUUUUGGAAUUCUCGGUUGGCGAACGCAAAUAAUCGACGAGAAUUGUCCGCAGGAUACAGCGAGAAAUGAAAGACAAGCUUGGGCGCACCGACUAACGACGCCAGAGAACGGUAUCGUGCAUAACCGCAAGGAACAAGGUGGCGUGGAGGAGCGGGAGUGUGUCAUCGUGAAAAUAACUCUCCCCCCACCACCCGGCACAGGAAAUAAAAAAAAACUAGGUAGACCAUGCCGUGAACUUGGUCUUGCGUCUAUACCUACGUGUACAGAACCGACAAUGAUUGAUAUCUGAUGCACGAAUUCAAAUAGUGAGCGUUCUGGAAAAUCAACCAUCGAGGAACGGCGAAACACGUUGGUGUACCCCCCGGCGCGACAACUACAACAACAACAACAACAGCAAGUCAGUCCAAAGCCAAACCAAGAAAUCCCAAAUUAGCGCCGCGCGAAGGAGCGAGACAGGGCAGACGAAAUGAUAAUGAAGGAGUGAGACCCGCGAAAUAAUCAGUGAAUUUGAGUGCGCUGAAAGUAUAGUUUGCCAACUAGUGGUUAGAGUUGGUAUCGAAAAAAGAAAAAUCAGUACCCGUCGUCGAAGUGAUGAGAGAAUACUGAGUCAGUGUGUGCGUAUGUAAGUUGAUUUUAAGAUAUUUGGUCGAUCCACUGUGAAGAGAGAAAGCGAUUGUCCUGAACGCGCAAGAAUUGGGGCUGGGAAACGAAGGUGUUUUGUACGUGCUGAGAUUCGAACCGAAGGGUCAUAAAAAUUGCAUAAAUCUGAGCGCGUCCGAGAGUGGUGAUAUAAAUCAAAUUGUCUCGGGCCCCGGAAAAAAAGGAUAACAAGCAAAAGAAAGAUAUAAGUGCUUAAGGUAGUGUCGUGAGAGUAAAAGAGGCAGAAUAAACGAAAAAAAGAGGAUAUAAAAUUUAUAUUUAUUGCCAGUGUCCAUAUCCGUAGAACGACGGGAAUACUGAGAAAGAGGAAGAAACUGGAGAGUACUUGAGAAGAGAGAUAUAUAAAGUACACUCACAUAUAUACUUACAAUCAAACAAAUUGACCGACAUAUUCUGCGGGAAAAAGAGAAGUUAAUCUGGCCGGUGUUUAGUGAAGUGACGAAGUGUUUGAAUAAUAAAUAUAUUUUGCGGAGUUUGAGUUUUGGCUAGUGUGCGCUUGAAGAAACGAGCGCGAAACAGAACAAGUGUAGCUGCCGAACUGUCUCCCAUUAUGUUUGGAUACAUUAGCACUGCUGACAUCGAUAGCAAUCUACAACCCAAUAAAGACGUGUGCCGUGCCAAGGCAUGUUGGGGCCCACUGCCAAUGGUCGUUUAAUGGGACCUGCUGGCAUCGGUUCGUCCGCAUCGACAACAGUGUCACAUCAUCGGAACCUAUGGCCACCGGCAGCGAGCCGUUCGUUCGAGUUCCAGCCCAAUGGCGAAGUGACAGAAUCGUUGUUCGCAGCAGGCGGGUAUAAUACUCCCCCGGCUAACUCGCCCUUUCUUCCCUGUUCGCCGCUGGAGUUGGUCGCGAAAAACUACCACAGCACCGGCGCAGCCGUCACGUUCAGUCAAGCCAAUAGCAGCAUAUUCGUUCAAUCGCAGACCGAUUUCAUCAAUGGAACCACGUCGGUUGCCAAAAAGACGGAGACCUGCAUCGGCAGGUGGGAGCACGGCACUCUAGAGCCGCUUCAGAUACAAGUACCUCCAGUACCAUCCGUAACUAACUUAACCAUAAAGACGGAAAAUAUUAGUUCCGGCAGUCAGAUAACUUACCAUAGCAAUAAUCUUAAUAAUCAUAACAGUAGUAGCAAUAAAUCAGACGGAUUAGAUCAGCGCCACCAUUAUCAACAUCACCACGUUCAACAAUUACAACAUCCGAACCACCCAAGACCACCUCAAUCUCAUCUAACUGGUACUUCUGCUCGCACCACGUUUCUGCGGCUGUCGGAACACCAUCAUCGCCUGACAGACCCCGACGACGCAGCAUCGACGCUUGAUCUGGUGCUAGCCCCCACGACGACCACGAACACGGUUACCACGGCAACGGUAGCACCGUCCUGUCUGUCAUCGCCGUCCUUUGCACUGAGCGCCAUCAAUCAGACCCUCGUCGGUCGAACAGAUCAUCCACGCGCUGGCCAGCGCCCAUCUGACUGUAGCGUUAUUGUAACGCCUCGCAGCAACCGGCAAUACCAACUACUACGUCAACAGCAGCAACAACAACAGCACCAGCAUUCUCUACCAAUCGGUGGUAGCUGGAGAUCACCCAACUCUACAGCGACAGAAUCGACGUCAUCGACGCUCCGCAGCACCGGUUUAAGUCAACCACGGAACUCCCCCGACACGGCAUGCUCUGUCAUUCACAUUAAACGUGAACCGUGCCAAGUGUCCGAGGUAACCACAUCGAACAAUUUCGAGGCCAGCGCAACGGCACUGACCGCCGUUGUGAAGAUCGAAGCCCAAUCACCGAAGGCAGUUGCCUGUUCGUCCAGUUGUGGCAUUGGCGGGAACACGAUGGACCAUAUCGGAAUCACUAGCACGCAGAACAAUGCGGCCUCCGCUACGAUUCCGGUCGGCAUCGCCGUCGCCCGCCAGAGGUUACAAGACUCCACAGCUGCUCAAGUUUCGCAGCUCCAUCAAGCCAAAGAACUGAACCGGUUUGGAAUCGGAAUCGCUGCCACCGCAGCAGCUACCGGAUCCACCGCUGAUUUAGGCUGCACCACGCCGAGUCUGAGUCAGAACAUGUUUUUCACAGGCACUAACUCCACCAUGAUACCCCUCUCGUCGGAGGCGGUAACGAUGGGCGUGACUAACGCCGCUGCAGCCGCCGUCCAGAAUGCCGUUAGAACACCGCCCGCCCUGUGGCAGUAUCCCGGCGGCUGCCAGCCACAGCAACAGCAGCAGCAGCACCAUCAACAACAGCACCUUCGCCUGGAACAACCACCGCUGCUACCACAAUUGGCUCUGAUGGAUCAGACAGGUUCGGAGAAAAAACUGCUCGGCUAUAUGGUGCUUGAUCGGUUCGUUUCCUCCUCCGCCGAAGAGGACGUUUGCACACCGCUGAAAGCUCCGCUGCCGAUGGAUUCGAUGCUUUCCAUGCCACCCAUUCCUCCCGUAGGAUUUCAACUGGUGCGGGAUCCCAGCACCGGGCAAAUUUUGUUCCUUCCAACAACGACGGCAAUCGCCAAUCCAUCCAACUUUCUAGAUAAAAUCUAUAUUUCUUGUGUAGAACCAUUCCAACAGACGGUCGUGUGGCCAUCGUAUCCACAAACGACGGCCGCAAUACAGCCGCCGCAUCUGCUGCUGCCGCAGAUUACGCAGCAGCAGCUUCAGCCACCACCGUUGGCACCACUGCAGAUGCUUAGCUCCGAUUAUCUGGCAACUGCCAGUAGCACAACGCUGCAUCAGCAACAGCAUACCCAAACACACCACAGUACAAGAUACGUUGCACUGACGUCCGAUGGCAAUAAAAGGUCCACCGGGAAUAACAAGCAUUCGAUCAGCAACCUUCAAACAUCAUGCCAUCCACCCAUCCCGAUGCCAAUCCCGUCGCAUACCUUCAUCAAAAUCGAAGACUGUGGUAACACAACAGCGGCCAAUUGCAAUAAUACCGCUCAAAUUUUCCACGAACCGGAAAAAACAAUUCAAACGGCCACGAUUGCCACUUCUCCAGAUAUUGCACCCCAACUGCUAUUCCAGCAAGGCAAUCUCAUCCAGAUAACUCCCUCCACCAAGACCGGUACGACAAUAAUAGAACACCCAGCGUUGCUGCCGGCCAUGACAACGGCAACUCCUAUCACCCCUCCACCGUCAACGGUAUCAGCAGCGAUAGCACCAAGCCCCCACCAGCCGGAACUUCCGAUGACCACUUGUCUAACGCCUCCACCGGAUCAGUCCAUGUCUCACGGCGAAGAUCCUGACGCUUCAUCAUGCUGCGCCGCUCCCGAGGUACAAGACGCCAACAUUCAAACCGAUACUCCUGUGAUGAGCGAAGAUGACAAUACCGUCGGAGAUGACGAUGUACCGCAUCAUGAAGAUGUGUCAACCAUGUCAGCAAACACUACAGAUGGGCCACACUUCCAGGAACUAUUCUUAUCACCAACAACCGCUCCGCCCAUUGUAAGCACAGCGCUGUCAACAUCCACAUCGGAACUGUUGUGUCAAAGUAUUAUCAACAGCAGCGGCGACUCAGCUAUCGAACCGGACAUGUCGGCGCAUUCCUCAUCGGUCACCAGUCUAAACUUCAGCAAUACUAGCAGUACGAAUUGUGAGCAAGCUGAUAUGGAUGGAGAAAAUGGAGCAACCAACGCAGCGCCAGCUGUUCCCAUUCCAGCCGAACUCCAACCACAAAACCUUACGGUAAACGCAACAUUCAGUGGCUUACGGAUACCGAAGCAAGAAAUGCUCUCACCAGUUGAAACUCCAGUCUCCCAGGAAGAGGAAGAAACUCAUCCACCGGAGCACUCCUCUAUCCAACCGCAACAGGAACAUCCAGUAGAUCUCAGCGGUCUUGAACUGCUGUCCCGUAGUAUAGAAGUCUUCCAGAAGAAAGCUUCAAUGAUUAAAAAAGAACCCAUAUCCCCGCAGCAUCCGCCAGAGCCUCUGCAGCUUCCAUCGCCCGUUCCUUGCGAACCUGAUCGACUACCAAACAUUCAGGAAUACGACCAGCCAACUUCCCAACCACCACCAGCACAAAGUGUAACUGUGCAACCACCAGAAUCGGUAGCGAGUGCCUUUAUUGGCGGUGACGAACCGAUGGUGGGACUAAAUCUCCUCUGUGCUCUGGCCGAGCAACGCUUCCAGGAGGAAGGAAUGUUCAAAAAAGAUUCACCCACCGUCGCAAACUUCUCCCCAUCGAUAUCCCCCGCGUGCGACAAAGUCGAUCCUGUCAGUUCUUCGCCGUCUCAGCCAACGACCGUCCUGGAUCCUCCUCCGUCGCGCAAACGUAAACAUAAACAUUCCAAAGACUCCAAAAAGUCAAGCAAGAAAUCAAAACACGAACGAGAACUGCGGCGGGAACGCAAGCGAAAGCACAGCUCUGACGCACGCGAAGAAGAUGACGUUGAUGGAGUGUUGAAAGAGAGCUUUUCGCGGGUGAGAGCAAAGCUGGAAACGUGCAACUGUAAAGAUGCCCACGAGAAGGAUCAUCGCUGUUGCCGGACGAGCUGGCCAUCGGCGAACGAGUUGUUCAGUGUGAUUGAAUCCGACAUGAAGGAGAGGCUAGUUAACAUUACGAGACAAUGCGAGGAGAAAAAGCGUGAACUGGAACAGAUGGGUACGAGCUCUGUGGCGAAAGUCAAACCACUCACGGCGAUGGUGCGAAUACCGGACAUUGGUAAAUCUUUCUUCGGUGGAUUUAGCGGCACAAGCGGCCUGCUGAAUGGUACAACUGCGGCAAGUAACAGCAGCUGUGUUGGCGGUCAAACUCCGACGAUGUCAUCCCCCAAACUAAGCACAAUACCGGCGUUAUCACCCAGUUUCUCGUCGUCCUCGAAUUCAACAUUUGUUGAACUUCCAAAACUCAGUUCCGAUACCGAUUCCGGUAAGUUAGACGAUGUAGAUUCCGGAUCGAUUGAACGUUUGUCUGCUUCCAAAAGAAAGGGUGGAGUGCCCAAGAAGCACGACGAGCUUGCCCUGACAGAAACGAUUGUGGCAAAGAAGCCUAAAAGUUUAGUCGGCUACAUCCUAGCAUCGAAAAACCGACAAGGUGACACCGUCGUUAAAGAGACCGGUCAUAGCAAACCAUCCUCACAUCACCACCACCGGCACCAUCAUCACGCAGCGGGUGGUGCAAAUAGUGCCACCAAACCGGACGAAUCGAAACCGAAGAAAUCGCCGAUUCACGCGUCCAAGUUCGAGAGCACAACAAGUGACGACGCCAGUAACCUUUCAGACAGUUCCAACAAGCCUCAGAUCAAAAUAAAAUCGCCAGCUUUCAGUUUCGACGAUGAAAACAGCAAACCAUCGGACGCAGCAUUUUCAAUUUUCGGUGGUAAACCGUCCAUUUUCGACAAAAUAAAAACAUCACCGGUCUCAAGUUCGCUGAAAAUGUCACCGGUUCAAGCUGUGAUUGCACCACUGAAGCAUCACACAAAACAUAAGAAGUCCCGCAGUAAGGAACGCAAGCGUCGCAACUCCGAAAAGAAGCGAAUCGACCAAAAGUGUUUGCUGAGUAGUGAGCACCUUGGGAAAGAGAAAACUCGAGUACUGACCGCCAUGGGUGGGCUAUUCUACGCUGGAUGCUUGAGUGCAGUUCAGCCACCGGAUAUCUAUGCGGUAACGUUGGAUGGUGAACGGGGUAACCGACCUCAUAUCAUGUCCCGAGAGGAGGUACUGCGUGAUGCGAUUCUUGAAGUAGCCCCAAAAUCGGUUGAUGAGAUUAUUCCAGGAACGCGAGUAUGUGCCUACUGGAGUCAACAGUACCGCUGUCUCUAUCCGGGAGUUGCAGCCGAACCUACUUCACCGGACCCCGAGAAACGAUAUAUUAACGUGGAGUUUGACGAUGGAGAUAAUGGAAGGAUUGCUUUGGAGGACAUCCGCUUUCUACUGAGUGACUAUCCAAUAGUCGAAUACGAUCCAAAUCCUCUUCUAUCGUUAGGCAAAAGAAAACGCCAGCCAAGCGUGUCCGAAGUGGGUACUGCUGGCAGUACCACUACCAUCGGGGUAACAAUUGCUCCGAUGACUGCUACGAGUACAACGAUAACGGCCAACUGUUUCGCAAUAGUUAGCGAACGUACGGAUAAACGCGUUCACAGCGACGCCUAUCGAGAGGAACGCAGGAGACUGAAGAAGAUUCGCAAGGAUAAGCUACGAAGAUUAGCGGCGAAUAAUGCGGAAAUGUCCUCCCACAAGCACAAGAAAAAGUCCAAGUGCAACGAUGAGUACUGCAAGCACCGAAAACACAAGAAGCGAAGAAAGCACAAGAAACAUCAUCGAGAGAACCAUAUGUCGUCGUCGCCGGAUGCCGCCGCAGCUGGAUCGAUGGAUGAUGACAUCUCGCAAGGGGACAGUGCGUCCCAGGUAGCAGAACCGUUUAGUCCGGCCUCGGUGGAGACCUCCCAGCCGGAGGAAAAGGUUGAUGAGCUGGAGGUGUUUAAUCCGAACCUCAAGGAAGAUACCAUGACGGAAGAGGAGGCGAGUUCUUCGAUAACUGAAAGCUCGGGAUCUUACUACCAACCGAAAAAAUCGCUGGAAAAACAGGAGAAAAGGCAAUCUACGGAAAACAACAGCAAAAUUGCAGCCUUUCUCCCAGCGCGGCAGCUCUGGGCAUGGUGUGGUAAGGGAUACCGUCGCUCGACCGGACGGGUCAAGAAGCAGUUCUACAAAUCAAUCCAGCGAGGCAAGGAGACUAUUUCGGUCGGUGACAGUGCCGUUUUUCUCUCCACGGGAAGGCCGGACAGGCCAUACAUCGGACACAUCGAGUCCAUGUGGGAAACGUCCACCAACAACAUGGUGGUACGUGUCAAAUGGUUCUACCACCCGGAGGAAACCGAGGGAUGUCCUAACCUCAAGUAUCCGGGUGCCCUCUUCCAGUCGCCGCACGAGGACGAGAACGACGUUCAAACCAUUUCGCACAAGUGUGAGGUGCUCUCACUGAGCGAGUAUACCGCCAAGUUCGGCGCAGAUCCCAAGCAGUACAGUGCCAUCUAUGAUAACAACGAUACGUACUACCUGGCCGGUUACUACGAUCCGACAGUGAUGACGAUCAAGAUGCAACCGGACAUCGAGAUACUGCCGGGGGAUGCGAAGUGGGUCAAGUCCAACUAGGAAAUCGCCCCUGCCGCGUACGUGUAAAGCAGACUGUUAGUGAUUUCAUUGUGAUGCAAUUUUAGGAUGUGCAAUUUUUUGGUGAAUAUUUCCGCAAUAUUCUAACAUCAACAACAGCGUUUGCAAGAAAAAUCCGUCGAUAGUGGGGGAAUAAGUUGUUCAAAACAAUAGCAAAACUUCACACUAUCGUAGAAGUAGGUCCAAGCAGUUCUUGAAAAGAAUUGUUUGUUUUUAUAAAUCAUGUCGUUUAAAGCAUACGGUUGCACUUUAAGAAAGUGUAGAUUACUAUUCUAAUAAGAUAUCCUCAGCUUCUGUAAAUAAUAAUUUAAAAUACGCAGUAGACGAUGAUCAAUAACGUGUAUAAUAGUUGUACAUAUUUGCAAACCUUAUCAAUGUCAAAAAAACUUAUAGUUAUCUAAUGAUACAAUAUCAAGCAAAUAAAUAGUGGUAAUAUAUUUUUCUACCUGUUGAGAUUUUAACGCCUAACGAAGAAAAGACAAAAAUACCACAUCAGUCAAAGAGCUUUUGGAACGAAAUUCAUAAUACCUCUGCUAUACAUUAUAUUCUAAUCGAUCAAAGGACAAAAAUUGUAACGAAAAGAAGAAAAAAAAUAUUUUGGAGUGAUAUUAAGCGCAAGAUGCGCACUAAUCAAACGAAAAUUUAAAACCUUUUUCCUAAUCAGAGAAUCUAUUCGGGCGAAUUGUUCCUUUAAUGUACAGCAGGGGUGAACGACAAAAUUUAACACCAGCCAGACAGUUGGUGUAGUUUUUCUUGGAAGUUUUCACUUCACAUGCAAACAAAUUUUCAACUUGAUCUCUUUACAUUUAAUUGGUACAAUGAAAUCUGUUUCAAAUUAUGACAUAAAACGUUGAAUUAGAUUUUAGACUCAGUGUAUACUAACAAUAGGAAGGACUAAUUUAUUAAAAUUGCAGUAAUUGAAACUUCUGAAUACCCUUAGAAGGGUGUCUAGUGAGCAAUAGUGCACCACGAGAAAUCAAUACAUUAAUUGAACUGCUAUAUUCAAGCAACUGUCUUCAAACUGUUACUAUGCAAUUAGAAUACCAAGGUCAAACAUAAAAAAGCGACAAAUGAAACCCAGUGGCAAAAUUAUAUCAUUAUAUUUUUAAUAAGCGUUCAUGUUUAUGUAUAUAUAGCGCAUAAAUUGGUGUAACUAAUCAAGGGGAAAAUAAGAACGAGCUUCUGCUAUGCUACAAGUUUAGCCUACGCUGUGUUUAUCACACUUUGUUUUGUAAAUGUUGCGUUGAUCAUACUUUUCACCGUUAAGUUAAUGUGUAUAAUAAAUUAUGAUACUUAUGCUAUACCACAGAAGGUAUUAGUUGUACUCAAAGUAAAUUAAAAUGAAUGGGCAAUGAAGGAAGGUGGAACACGAGUACAUUAAAAUGGAUCCAAGAGAUCAAUUGAAUAUCUUUUCAUUGGCCGUGUACUGCAUUAGUUUAUGGUUUUUUACAAAUUAUGUAAAACAAUAUAAAACAUUGUCCUGAAA